AUGUCUAAGCUGGUAGCAUUCAUCUUGGGCGCAGGCACACAUGUUGGCGCUGCAGUCGCAGCUAAACUCCACAAGAACGGAUAUCAAGUAGCUCUCGGAAGCCGGAACCCUAAGCAGGAAGGGAGUGACGGCACAUACUUCAACGUGAAGCUAGAUGUACAAAGCCGCGAAAGUAUCGAAUCUGCAUUCGAUACAGUGGUAAAGAACCUGGGACCAGUCAACGUCGUGGUGUACAACGCCGCCUCCCGUGUGGGACCCACAGACCCUAACGAGUUUCUCUCUGUCCCAAUUGAAGCGUAUCAAGACGCUGCUUCGAUUGGCGUCGGUGGCUUCAUUGCUGCACACAAAGCGCUCGCGAGCUUCCGAAGCGAAGUCCACAAGGAAAAUCCUAAAGUUUUCAUCGUUACUGGGAACUUGCUUCCAUUCGAACAAUACAAUCCCCCUGGGUUCUUUACUCUAGGUGCACAAAAAGCUCUGCUGUCCAGGUUUGUUGCCACAGCCUCGCAGUCGUACCAGAAUGAAAAUAUUCAAUUCUACUAUGCUACCCAGUCCUCAGAGACAGGUACACAUCCUGGUCCAGAAAACUUUGCAAAGGGUGCUCAAGCCCAUGCUGAUGUGUACUGGAAACUCAUCAAUAACAAAAAGCAAGGGGAUUGGAACCAUCAAUUUACGCUUGACGGGAAAGCAUACCCUCAUGCUUGA
Psilocybe cubensis is the source of this 702-nucleotide messenger RNA. RefSeq lists its product as uncharacterized. Lineage: Eukaryota; Fungi; Basidiomycota; Agaricomycetes; Agaricales; Agrocybaceae. The record is from RefSeq and is a predicted model, not a curated record. The coding region runs from base 1 to 702 and encodes 233 amino acids. The transcript is spliced from 4 exons.